GUUGCCAUUAUCUAGAAAUGUCAAUAGGAGUUAUUUUCAUUUGAGGUUAUUGUAUGGUCUUCGGUUUUUAGAAAAAUCAAAAUGAAUGGGCAACUUUUAAAAGUGUUAAGCCCCUUAGUUUCGACUAUUAGGUCGAAAGGCUACAAAGCACCGGGUGGGAUUCGAUAUCCAGGAGGCAUCGUGUACUACCCAAGAUAUCCUGAUCACAAAGACCCUGAAUAUACGCCUACUAAAUUAUUUAGAGUGGAACGAAUCAAACCCAGUAAACACCAGCCGCAUUACCUCAAGUCUAUCCUUCGGGAAUUUAACAUUUUGGAGGAAUGUCACAAUACUGUUACAGUAGUAAAAAAUAUUCCCGAAAUAAACAUGAGACUAUGGAAAGUAAAACAUUUGAUAAAAGUUACACCGAUUGUAUUUCCUUAUGGAGAACCAACUAAAGAAGACAUAAACUACACAGUUCUGAAGGAAAAUGGUCAAUGUAUUGUUACCAAGUCAAUUACUCCCAAACCAGAGCAAAUUGAAUCUUUAGAACAAUUUGAUAAGAGUGAGAAGAAAAUGGAUGGAGAGACAUUGAGGAAGGAUUCAAGAUAUAAAUGGAAUAAUGCAUUUAAUGGAGGAUUCUAAUUGUAUUGCAUUGUAAUUUAGUAUUUUAGUGUACAAAAUAAAAGUUAUGUUAUAAGCU
Molecule: messenger RNA, 682 nt
Organism: Spodoptera frugiperda (fall armyworm)
Lineage: Eukaryota; Metazoa; Arthropoda; Insecta; Lepidoptera; Noctuidae
Gene: mRpL30
Product: 39S ribosomal protein L30, mitochondrial
Exons: 3
Coding region: 82-624 (180 amino acids)
Biological process (GO): translation
Cellular component (GO): large ribosomal subunit; mitochondrion
Molecular function (GO): structural constituent of ribosome
Source: RefSeq, a predicted model, not a curated record